AUGCCACCCCACCCCGCCGGCGCAACAGACCUCGACAUCCUCAACGAGCCCGACUGGACCCAAACCCACAGCCACCGCGUGGGGCUGCGCAACCGCGACCAGCGCUUCCCGGGGCUGACACAUGAGAGCGAUGACUGGCGCUACGAGCUGGAGAAGGAGGCCGAGCAGCACGCGGCGGAGCUGCGCGCGAAGGCGCAGCGGGGGGAGUUGUUGACCGUGCGGGAUUUUCUGGAGAAGCAAGAGGAUUUCCAUCUAAGGCGGCCGGACGUGCAUCCCGAGCAUUGGCGGUAUGUGCUGCAUACGACCGAGGAGUAUAUCAAGGAUGAGCAGCCGUGGUUGAUCAACGAACAGAAGAGGGAGCAGGACGCGCGACGGCGGAGCGAGGAUGGAGCGCAGCAGCAGGACGGGUCUGGUGGCUCUGCGAAGAAGAAUGGGGAAACUGGACGGGAGGGGGGGCCGGAUCAGGGCGGGACGGGGCAGGAUGGCGCAGACGUGCAGGCUGCGUAUAGCCCUGAGCAGCAGGCGCUGUUGCAGGAUCUGAAGCGCGAAGCGGAGGACAUGCGUACGCUGCUAUCGAACGACGGCAAGGGCCGUUCGCCGGUGGACUGCUCCUUCAUCCCCGCGGAAAUCGACGAGACCGAUCAAUACACCCCGGACAACUGGGUUCCUCGAACCGACCAUUUGGUCCGGCUGACGGGGAAACAUCCGUUGAACGGGGAGCCCCCGCUGGCCGAGCUGCUCGACGCAGGGCUAACCACACCGAACUGGCUGCAUUUCGUGCGCAACCAUGGCCCCGUGCCGCAUCUGCUCUGGGAGAACCACAAGCUGGAGAUUUCUGCGGGGAGAUCGCUGACUCUGCUGAUGGAUGACCUGAAGGACCAGUUCGAGAGCGUCAACAUCCCUGCUGUACUGGCGUGCGACGGGAAUCGCAGGAAGGAGCUCAAUUUGAUCAAGCGGAGCAAAGGCUUCAACUGGGGUCCUGGUGCCGUGGGCUGUGCUUAUUGGAAGGGCGUCCCUGUUCGAGAUGUCCUGCUCAAGGCGGAUAUCCUGCAGUUGAUGGACGAGUACCGGGACGUGCGGCUGUGGGUGAACUUCGGAGGCUCCGAGGAGCUCAGCGAGGGGAUGUAUGAGACAUCCAUUCCUCUGGACUACUGCAUGGAUCCGUGCAACGAUGUGAUUCUCGCCUACGAGAUGAACGACUCCCCACUCCCACCGGACCAUGGCUAUCCGUUGAGGCUGCUUAUUCCGGGGUACGUCGGCGGACGCUCGGUGAAGUGGCUGGAAAACAUCUGGGUGACGGACCGCGAGAACGACAGUUACUACCACAUCUUCGACAACAGGGUUGUCCCGCCGUUUGUGGUGGAUCGAUUUGAUGAGAUGGGGCAAACCAUGUAUCGGCAUCCGAGUACUGCCUGCAUGGAGCAGAUGCUGAACUCGGUCAUCGCGAGGCCAGCCCAAGGGGAGAGAAUAGAUCUCGCAGAGAUGAUAAAGGGCAGAAAGUAUCGGAUCACAGGCUAUGCGUAUAACGGAGGCGGGAACGAGGUGCAACGCGUGGAAGUGAGCCUUGAUGGGGGGCUCAACUGGCUUUACUGCAUUCGCAAGUAUCCCGAGACACCGCUGCGGCACGGUAAGAAGUUCUGGACCUGGCUGCACUGGCAUGUAGACAUCGAUAUCACGCAGCUUCUUCGUGCGGAGAACAUUAUGGUACGUUGCUGGGACGUUAACAAGAACACGCAGCCGGAAAAGCCAACGUGGAAUCUCGAGGGGAUGAUGAAUAACUGCCAAUACACCGUCAAAUCUGAGAUCUCCGUGGAUGAGGAGACCAAAAAGUCGUACCUGCUUUUCCGUCACCCAGCCGAGCCAGGUGCUGGUGAGAAUGGCUGGAUGAAGCCGUCCAUCAGCAUCCAGAAGGAAGAUAUCAGACGAUCAGCAGCAGUUCCCGAGAAACAGUUCACUCGAGAGGAGAUCGAAAAGCAUGCCUCGGACCACGAUUGCUGGAUCGUCGUCAACGACAAGGUGUAUAAUGCAACGAGUGUGUUGAGCUGGCAUCCUGGCGGUAAAGGGGUCAUCAUGGCCCAUGCUGGUAGGGUUCAUCAGGAGACCACCGACGAGUUCGAAAGCAUACAUGAUGACUAUGCUGUUCAGAAGCUAGGAGAGUGCCUACUGGGCUCGGUCACCAAGAAAGCACAGGAGUUUAUGAAAAAGGAAGCCGAGGAGAUGGCGAAGGAGAAAGCCGAAUCAGCGGCGCGCAAAGAUGAGAUCGCCCUGAAGCGGCACAAGUAUGCAGUCCCUUUCUCCUGGAGGACUUAUCUACGUUCUAUUGACUUCAGACGACGUAGAUGGAGCCAGGUCAAAUUCCUUCACAAAAGACCAUUAUCAGAAGACACAAAAUGCUAUACCUUCGCUCUCCCGUCGAAAGACAAAAAACUAGGCUUGGAGACCGGCCAGCAUCUCCAGAUCGGAUUCCACUUCAAGGACCGGCUGGUCAUUCGGCCCUACACCCCUGUCCGGCCGAUACUAGCAACCGAGGAAGACGGCACGUUCGAUCUCGUGGUGAAGACGUAUUUCCCCAGCGCCGUUGGGCCCGGUGGUACCAUGAGCAACAUCCUCGACUGCCUGCAGAAAGGCGAGGAGAUUGAAGUCAAAGGCCCCACUGGCGAGAUCCGAUACCGCGGGAACGGCCAAUUCCUCAUCGACGACAAGACGUGUCAGUUCCAGAAGAUCACGCUGAUCCUGGGAGGAUCGGGCAUCACGCCGGGAUACCAGCUCAUUGCGCGGAUCCUGAAGUCCGAGCCCGGGAACGGAGUCAAGAUUAGGGCCAUUGAUGCCAACAAGACGGAGAAUGAUAUUCUCAUGCAUGGAGAGCUGGACAAGUUCGCGCUGGACCACCCCGAUCAAUUCGAGAUCACUCAUGUGCUGUCCCAUCCAGGGGAUAGCUGGAAAGGACAGAAGGGACAUGUGAACGAGGAGAUUAUCCACAGAUACGCCUUCGAGCCAGGAGACAAGAACGUGGCUCUGCUGUGUGGUCCCCCUGCCAUGAUUAAGACCGCAGUCUUGCCGGUUUUGAAGAAGUGGGGAUAUGACGAGGAUAAGAACCUUUUUGGAUUCUAG
Molecule: messenger RNA, 3111 nt
Organism: Aspergillus clavatus NRRL 1
Lineage: Eukaryota; Fungi; Ascomycota; Eurotiomycetes; Eurotiales; Aspergillaceae
Product: putative nitrate reductase
Exons: 5
Coding region: 1-3111 (1036 amino acids)
Molecular function (GO): oxidoreductase activity; molybdenum ion binding
Source: RefSeq, a predicted model, not a curated record